Molecule: messenger RNA, 450 nt
Organism: Clunio marinus
Lineage: Eukaryota; Metazoa; Arthropoda; Insecta; Diptera; Chironomidae
Source: the annotation of a GenBank genome assembly
AUGUUUUACGUCAUAAAAUCUAUUCUUACGACUGCCAUGGUGUGCUUCUUAACGUCUCAACUAGAAACUUUAUGUGAUUUCUACAUCUUUUUAACAAAACGUAAGAAAAUGUUUUCGAAUGUUUCGGAACCUUCAAUUCAAUUAAGAUUAUUUAAACUUUUUCCAUCUCAAAACAAACAAUGGAACAAGAACCAUAUUAUAAAUCACAAUAAGAAGUCAUUUCGUCUUUGCAGUAGUCAUACAUUGGAGAGUCGAUUGAGGCGAAACAUUCGGUCAGAAAAUUCCUUUCCUUCUCCAUGGCUUAGUCUGGAAUGGAUUUAUGAAGAUGAAUUUAUGUGGACAUUUUCGAUAAUAAAUGAAAUGAAAUCGUUUCAUGAUGAGAUCGAGAAUAGAAUGGAAAAGUGUAACGAUUGUAAAUACAACGACAUGCUAGUGCUGAAACAUGCUUAG